Messenger RNA from Podarcis lilfordi (Lilford's wall lizard), 5998 nucleotides. Lineage: Eukaryota; Metazoa; Chordata; Lepidosauria; Squamata; Lacertidae. The record is from the annotation of a GenBank genome assembly.
GGCAGAAGUUUGCAGACGGAGGUACCAUCCGGCAGACUGCUGGACCGCUGGCGAGGGAAAGUUCGCUUCCUGCGAAAUUCAGCCUCCUCUCUGGAAAAGGAAAAAUGAGGUAAGCAGGGACUCCCCCUACGUAGAUCUGACUCCUCCGGCUUAAAGAUCUCCCGUUCUGCAUUUUGCGCAGCAGGAGUUAGAAUCCUAGAAGGGGAGAGAUGGGAGGGAAACCCCCACCCCGAAUAGCCUGGCCCCCCGGCAAUGCAAGUUGGAUGUUGCUGGACCCCAGCUUCGGCAGCCAGCAUGGCCAAGGGCCGGGGGAAAACGGGAGCGGGAGUCCCGCGACAUCAGGAGAGCGGCAGCUGUGGCUCAGUGGUUAGAGCACCUGCUUUGCAUGCAGAAGAUCUCAGGGCUGGACUAGAUGACUUAAGCAUAUGGGGAGCCGUGCACCUCGUGAUGUACCACAUUCACAGUACAGUGGUACCUCAGGUUACAGACGCUUCAGGUUACAGACUCCCCUAACCCAGAAAUAGUGCUUCAGGUUAAGAACUUUGCUUCAGGAGGAGAACAGAAAUCAUGCAGCAGCAGCAGCAGGAGCCCCAUUAGCUAAAGUGGUGCUUCAGGUUAAGAACAGACCUCCGGAAUGAAUUAAGUACUUAACCCGAGGUACCACUGUACUGAGGAAAAGAACCCCCAGGAAUGUUUCCCUGAAGCACCCACCCACCCAAAAAGAAUCCUGUUAACUGCAGUUAUACACAUCAGAGGGGCAUUUCCAAACAUCCUUCAGUUCCCAGGGUUCUGGCAGUGCGUGCGCACUUUAAAUGUGCUUUGAAGGAUGGUGUGCUCACAGUCUCAGAGGCGUGCUGCCUCUGGCACUGGAGAUCAUAGAACUGUGGAGUUGGCAGAAAUGACAAAGCAUUUUGAGCAUGUGAAGAGGUUUGUGAACAGCAUCACCAAGCCCAUGUCCUCGGAAGAAGCACAGAAUGAGGGCAGUGACUGUGAAUGUACAACCAAUCUCAAGAACAUUCCAGAUAACCAGACGUUGAUUAAGCGCAUGAUGAUCAAAUGUGCAGGUGCUGCAAAUCCAUGUCGCCCUCUGGAACUGUGUAUUGAAUGGGCUGGGAGGAUUUCAGAAGAAAAUUUUGCACAGACGGAUGAAGAAAAGAGACAGGGUCUGCCAGUUGUUAUGCCAGUUUUCGAUCGAAACACCUGUAUCAUCCCCAGGUCUCAGAUAUCCUUCAUUGAUUACUUCAUAAUGGACAUGUUUGAUGCUUGGGAUGCAUUUGCACACCUACCUGUUCUGAUGCAACACUUGGCAAAUAACUACAAACACUGGAAAACACUAGAUGAGCUAAAGUGUAGGAGCCUCCGGCUUCCUUCAGAGAACAAUAAUAUGGCACAUCAUAGCCUCCCACUCACACUGUGAACCACUUACUGGUAUGAACCCAAGAGGGGGCCAUUUCCUUCACAAUGAAGUAACCAACAUGGAGAAGACUAUUGUUUCUCAAUUUUAAAUUGUUCUAAAUUCUACACAACUUUGUCUUUUUAUAUAUAAAAAUGAUAAUCGAGAAACCAAUAUAUGCUUUAUAGAGCUAUUCUCUCUUUGUGGCACAGUGGAUCCUUUUAAAUGUAGUUUUAUAUAAAACAAAUUGUUAUAAUUUGUAAAAAAAGAAAAAAAAGAAUUGUGGAGUUGGAAGGGACCCCCAGAGUCAUCUAGUCCAACCCCCUGCAAUGCAGGAAUCUCAGCUAAAGCAUCCAUGACAGAUGGGCCAUCCAACCUCUGCUUAAAAUCCUCCAAAGGACUUUUGUUUUCCUCAGAUUCCUGGGCUUUGCAUGCAGAAGAUCUCAGGGCUGGACUAAAUGACCCUUGGGGUCCCUUGCAACUCUAAAAUCCUGUGGUCCCCUGAUGGCAUCUGCAGGUAGGGCUGGAGAUAGGAUCGUGGAACUGUAGAGUUGGAAGGGACCCAUGGGUCAUCUAGUCCAACCCCCUGAAGUGCAGGGAUCUUUUACCCCAGGUGGGGCUCAAACCCACAACCCAGAGAUCAAGAGUCUCCUGCUCUACCGACGAAGCUUUUACUCUGACACUCUUUGGCCAAAUCUAGGCAGUAGGGGGAAGCACCUGCUCAGGUGGGCGGGGCCUAGGGAUAAAAGUGGGCAGGGCCUCGGUGCAAAGUGGGCGGGGCCUAUUGUUAAAAGUGGGCGGGGCAACAGGUGUGACCCUUCCUUUUUUGGCAAGAGGCCACAUUCCAGUGACAACCAAGUCUAAAUCCUAAAUCUUCUGGGCCCUUUUGAACAAAGAACUCCUGCCUGUAGCACCCCUUUACCCUUUCUCGCUCUUUAUUUAUAGUUUUAUUAGAUUUUUCUAAUUCACAUUUCAAGAUAUUCAUUUAAGCAACCUCAAAUCAUUGACUUCCCUUCCCUUCUUUCCAUGGUUCAUUUUGCCUACCAUACAUCCCUGCAUAUUGUGAAUGACCUAAACCAUUCCGUAUUCCAUUGUUACACCAUCAAAACUUAUUUGCCCUAUUGAAUUGACCUUAAGGCUGCCGGCGUUUUUAAAUGUAUACAACUUUCACCCACUUAAUCAGUAAACAUUUUCCAGUCUUCUUUAAACAUGCAUACUUCUUGCUCUCUUAUCCUGUAUGUCAAAUCUGCAAGCUGUGCAUAUUCCAUCAGUUCAAGUUUCCAUUCUUCUUUGGUUGGGACCUCGCUCUGUUUCCAUUUUGGGGCUUGCAAAACACAGUAGUAGCAGUAGUAGCAUACAUAAAGGUAAAGGGACCCCUGACCAUUAGGUCCAGUUGUGGCCGACUCUGGGAUUGCGGCGCUCAUCUGGAGCCGGCGUACAGCUUCCAGGUCAUGUGGCCAGCAUGACUAAGCCGCUUCUGGCGAACCAGAGCAGCGCACGGAAAUGCCGUUUACCUUCCCACUGGAGCAGUACCCAUUUAUCUACUUGCACUUUGACGUGCUUUCGAACUGCUAGGUUGGCAGGAGCAGGGAGCGAGCAACGGGAGCUCACUCCGUCGUGGGGAUUUGAACUGCUGACCUUCUGAUCAGCAAGCCCUAGGCUCUGUGGUUUGACCCACAGCGCCACCUGCGUCCCUUCAGUAACAUACAUAAAUGUUUUUUUUGACACCUGGGAAUUUCCCUCCGAAUUAUCCCCAACAAAAAGGACUCCGGUUUGUUGGUUUUGGAAAGGUACUUAAAAAACAACCAAAAAAACCACAAUUCAUUAUACAGUCGUACCUCAGAAGUCGAACAGAAUCCAUUCCAGAAGUCGACUUCUAAAGCAUGGCUUCCGAUAGGCUUCAGGAAGAACUUUGGAAAACCGGAACACUCACUUCCCGUUUUCAAUCGUUCGGGAGCUGAGGUACGACCGUACAGUGGUACCUCGGGUUAAGUACUUAAUUUGUUCUGGAGGUGAGGUCCGUUCUUAACCUGAAACUGUUCUUAACCUGAAGCACCACUUUAGCUAAUGGGGCCUCCUGCUGCCGCCACCGUGCAAUUUCUGUGCUCAUCCUGAAGCAAAGUUCUUAGGCCGAGGUACUAUUUCUGGGUUAGUGGAGUCUGUAACCUGAAGCGUAUGUAACCUGAAAUGACUGUAACCCGAGGUACCACUGUAUAUCCUCUCAAAGAGUGUCCCUCACCCUUUCUCGAUCUCCCUCCCUCCCUGCCUGCCUCUUCCCUCUGCAGCCGGCCGCUGAGAUUGAAGCUCGAGAGCUUGCAGUGCCACUUCACCUGGGACUUUGAGAUAAAGGACAAGGUGGAUGCCUUGCACAUCCUGCAAACCCUGGCUCCGCAGGCCCAGCACACCCCGCACCACAACCGAGGAGCCUACCUUGCCAUGAGGGCCUACCUCCAGAACUUCCAGGGGAACUACAAGGAGGCCCUGGACAGCCUCCGAGAAGCAGAGUGUGCUCUGAAGCGGGACCACCCCACCAACUUCUCCCGCCAGGCCCUGGUGACCUACGGCAACUACGCCUGGGUCUACUACCGCUUGGUCAAUUACGACAUGGUGGACCUCUACCUGGGACGCAUCCACGACAUCUGCCGGUCCUUGGCCAGCCCAGAGGCAUACUCUGCGAUGAUCCCUGAAGUCCACGCUCAGAAAGGCUGGUCCCUCCUGGCCGGGGGCUUCCGGAACUGGGACCAGGCCGCAGAAUGUUUCCGGAAGGCGCUGGAGGCGGAAGAGUCCAACGAGGAGUUCCAGGCCGGACUGGCCAUCUCCGUUUAUGCCUCCUACACUCAUUCCUGGACCACCGAAAAACGGGAAGAAGCCCAGAAGUUGCUGGAAGAAGUCGUCGCUCGCCAGCCGCAAAACUACGAAGCCAAAGCUUAUUUGGCUCAGACACUUAUGGCGGUGGACAAGGAAAGAGCGCUCUUCCUUGUGGACGAUGUUGCCCGGGAGAGCGUGAACCCCGAAGUCCUCCGAAUCGUCUCCAAGCUGUACAAGCAGCAAUCCUUUCCCCGUACCAUUUCCAUUCUGAAGAAGGCCAUUUCCAUUCUGAAGAAGGCCAUCGCCUUAGAUCCCGGCUACCAUCUCCUACACUACGACCUUGGCAUGGGCUACCUGCAGAUGUUGGAGCACUCUCCAGGCGAUGUCAGAGAAGAAGCCAUCGAGCCUGCCAUUGAGAGCUUCAAACGCGCUCUGGAGAUGGAUCCUUUCUCCAUCUUCACCCAGCUGAAGCUGGCGAAAGCUUACGGUGAGAGGUCACCGGCUUACGAGGAAGAGAUCUACCUUAACCUGAUGGAGGAGCUCCCGGAAGCCAGCAAGAGAUGCCAGCAGUCCAUCUACAUGCACUGGGGGGACUUCCUCCUCCACAAGAAGGGGGUGAAGAGCCAGGCCCUGGACAUGUACCAGGCGGCUGCCAGGAUCCCCGGAGACCACUCCCUUGAGAGGAAGCAGCUGGAAAUUCGCCUGAAGAGGCUGGCGAGGAUGUUCAGGGAAGACGGAGAAAUGGAGCAAGCGAGCGCUGUCUACAGCUUACUUAAAGAAACAGGGCUUCAGGUUACAAGUCAACAGGACGGAUCGUGGCGAAGGGGUUCGUGGCGAGGGAACGACAGGGCCCAGCAGUGAAGGACCUCCACACUCACACACUCGCAGAGAGGCAGGGGGUUGUGGCUCUUUCCUUCCAGUUUGGGAAGAGGCUCUUCCUGCAGCCUCUGAGCCCCUGGACCCUCCAGCAGUUUUUGCUGGGGAAAAGCUGAUUUCCAUGAAGUUUCGUUGCAGUCCCCUCCCCGCACUAAAGGAGAGAAAAAAAGCUUCCAGUUGUGUUUAUCUGCGAAAAAUGUGGUUGUUUCUAGAAGUGGCAUUGCUAUUAUUAUUAUUAUUAUUAUUAAUUAUUAUUACUAUUACUAUUUGUAGUCCUGGAUCCUGCAAGGGUUAAAAUCUAAUGGAGGAUUCCAUUGCUGAACCAAGGAGCAAGUUUCUUUGUGGAAUAAUGGCUGUAGUUGCCACGCUAAAUACUGCCAUUCCUUCUCUUGAAUAGACAUGGGUUUCCCAAUCUUUUUUCCCUCCAGACUACAACUCCCAUCAUCACUAGCUAGCAGGACCGGUGGUCAAGGAUGAUGGGAGUUGUAGUCCAAAUGCAGCUGGAGACUCAAGUUUGGGAAACUCCGAGUUAGACAAAGGCUGUUCAGUGCAAUGAUCAGUUUGUUUGGCGCUUGAUUCCAAGGCUGUCAGUAUGGAAGAAGCAAGACCUUUUGGAGUGUUAAGUCUGCGAGCCCCUCCAUCUUGGGCUUAGGUUGUAUAUAUGCUGUGCAAAUAAACCAUAUAUCCUAAAGACACCACGGUCUCCACUGUUGCCUGUUCCAAGGAAACUGAGCCCUGGGAUAUUGCUCCGCUCAGAGAUUUGGGUGCCACGUAAUAGUAUUAAGAUUAUGGUGACCACAUAUUGCUUGGCCGUCACCCUAAGGUCCCAGGGCGGGUUGCAACCAUUCAAGUUAUUAAUAUAUAGAAAGAUGGCAUUGCACAAUAUUGCAAACAGUUUAAAGCCAAGUAGGAAUUGCUGGG